This is a messenger RNA of Styela clava, 4973 nucleotides long. RefSeq names its product protein kinase C and casein kinase substrate in neurons protein 1-like. Gene Ontology annotation, molecular function: phospholipid binding; protein binding. Gene Ontology annotation, biological process: regulation of endocytosis; cytoskeleton organization; plasma membrane tubulation. Gene Ontology annotation, cellular component: cytoplasm; endosome; plasma membrane. The record is from RefSeq and is a predicted model, not a curated record. Lineage: Eukaryota; Metazoa; Chordata; Ascidiacea; Stolidobranchia; Styelidae.
GUUUUUAUGAAUUUUCAGCCUUCCGAGUUGAGUCAUUGUCAACUACUGUUAAUGAGCUAUUGUAGCUAAUUAAUAUUAAGUCAACCAUGUCAACUUCUACCUAUGCUGAAGAUGGAUUUGAUCAAACUGCUGACAGUUUUUUUGAAAUAGGCCAGUUCAAAAGAACUGUAUCAAGAAUCGAUAAUGGGCACAAGCAAUGUGACGAACUUAUGUCAUUUUUGAAAGAUCGUGCCGCCAUCGAGGAGCAAUAUUGUAAAAUGAUAAAAAGUUGGGGUGCAAAGUAUACAAAAAUAAUUGAAAAAGGAUCUUGCUAUCACACGUUGCAACAUGCGUGGUUAGGUAUAAUUAAGGAAUCUAACAAAAUUGCCGAUUUACACCAUGAAAUGGGAGAAAAAAUUGUCCAAGAUGAUGUAGAAAAAGUCAAAACGUGGAAGAAAAAUCAUUAUCAUAGCUUGACACUAGGUGGCUUGAAAGAGAGCAAAAUAUGUGCAGAUGAGUUUACAAAAGCUCAAAAACAAUGGGCGAAACUUUAUAAAAAAGUUGCGGAAACCAAGAAGAAUUACUAUACUGCAUGUAAAGAGGAAAGGUCCGCUCAAACUCAAGAAAACACUGCAAAAAGUGACAGCUCUAUCCCGCCUGAAAAAGUGAAAAAACUGCAAGAAAUGGUUGAGAAAAAGGGAAAUGAACGACAGAAGCACAAAGAUAAAUAUGAAGGUGCUUUGAGCGAUCUUGACAGUAAUAACUCUCGGUACAUGGAAGAUAUGGAGCAAGUAUUCACUAAAUGUCAAGAUUUUGAACAUGAGCGCCUGGCAUAUUUCAAAGAUGUAUUAUUGGCUGCAGAGAGUCAUCUCAAUGUUUCAACUGCACCAAAUCUGAGCGAAAUGUAUGGAAACAUUCGCCAAGCAAUAAACGUGGCAAAUGUUGAUAAUGAUUUAGAUUGGUGGCGGACCAACCAUGGCCCUGGAAUGCAAAUGAAUUGGCCUGUUUUUGAAGAAUAUGAUGCAGAGCGGCUACACAUGCAGAGAGUUAGUCGAAAGCAAACGACCAAAGCGUCCAAGUAUGUGGCUGGUGGUGUAGAUGGCAUUAGUGCAGCACAAUUCACACAAAAUAGUGAAUACGCAUCGUCGUAUCCCGCCAACAAUGGUGAAUCCGAUCACCGACCAGCAUCCUGGAGUGACGAUGAACAAAGUAAUCCCUUCGAUAAUGAUGCUAUGAACGAUGCUGCCGGUGUUCCUGUUGUAGCAUUGUAUGAUUAUGCAGGAGCAGAAGAAGAUGAACUUUCUUUCAAGGCUGGAGAUCAACUAUUUAAGUUAGAAGAUGAAGAUGAACAAGGAUGGUGCAAAGGAAGGACAGCUGAUGGUAACGUUGGACUUUAUCCAGCAAAUUACAUGAAAGAGGUUUAAAGCAAUCAAGUCACUUGAUGGUAUUGCAAUAGAUUUUUAUUAAUUUGAAUAAAAACUUUUUUGUGUAAAAUUCACAAUCGAAAUGAUUGUGACAGUAUACUCUUGAUUAAAUAUGUUUUAGCUACUUGAUUAUUUUAUGUCAAAGGUACCAAUAUUUUAUUGUGUAUUGUAAUUUCAUUGAGAACUGACUUUAAGCUGGUAUUAAUGAAAUGUUUUCCACUAAUUUGUUCAGAAAUUUUUACCAGAUGGUAGAUUUUUUAUGUGUUCUACUCGAUGAAAUGGUAAAAUUAUUGAGAUAAAAUCUUUUCUUCAAGCCCAUGGUCUAGAUUUUUUUUCGAAUUCACAAUGUCCUGAUUAUGAUCGUGCAGUUCGGUUAGCAAUUCCAAAUAAUAAUAAUUCCUUAUAUUAAGUCUAUUUCUUUCACAUUAAUGAAUCUUGAAGCAAUCCAAAUGUGUUCCCUUGAUCUGUAAUUCUACUAUUACAAUUUAACGAUUCAUUGAAAUAUGAAAUUUCAGUAAUUUGGGUUUAUUGGUUUUAUAUAUUAUGAACAGUUCUUAAAUAUAGAUAUUUGAUUCGAAAAAGUUUGCAUCAGGCUAAAAUGAAUAUUGAAUUUAUUUUAGUAUUUCAAAUUGUUUUCAUAAAAACUAAGAAGGUAUUGAUUUGUGUAGUGGAUUUGUGCAUUUCCAUAUCUUACUCUGUCAUGUCAUCCUCACAGUAUAGCAAUGUAUGGAAUGUCAGAAAUUUGCUAAUUGGCUGUUAUGUAAAAUAGUCAAUUCACUUCGGUAUACAGGUCAAAUAUGGCCUGUUAAAAGUAGUUAAGAUAAUAAUUAUGUUAGAGAGGUUCUAUGUUAGGAAUUUGAAAAAAAAUUGUGAAUUCAGUUACUAUAACUUAUGUAGAUUUAUUGCUUAUGCUUUUCUGGCAUAAUGACUCCAUUUUAUCUAUCAAUCAUUUAAUCAGUUUCAAUCUGACAUAGUAUGAUGAAUAUUUCGCCACAUUCAAAAGUUUACAUAAUAACACAUAGGGUUUAACGUUGAGACAUACUAUGUGGCAACACCCUUUUACUUGCUUUGUAAAUUUAUGCAUUUGAUAAAUCUCAGUUAUUUAUUUUGGAUUGUAUGUUGCCAUAACUAUUCCUAUUCAAGCUCUCAAAGUUACGGUAUGUUAAACACAACAGCCCAACAGUCUUUUGUUGAAACCCUUGUCCUGCUACACAUACUACACCAUUAUUUGGCUAUAAUUUUAAAAGUUGCCAAGUUGAGUUGUUGAGCCAAGUUGAGUUGUUUGCCACUGAGUGUAGUGCUGGCUUUUCAGGAAAAUAGGAUUCAUUUCAACUUCAAGGAAGAUCUGAUUUUUUGUGCUUUGCUUCUAAAAAUUGGUACUUGAUAUGUGGAUAAAUUAUUGAAUAUAUGUAAUUCAAUGUAUUUUAGAUGUUAUCAUUAUUUACAAAUUUCUUUUUUCACAAAACUUAGACAUUAUUCUAUAUAUUUUUUUUGUGUGCGUAACUUGUGCCAACUAUAUGAAAUAUUGAUAAUUGUUAAUUUAUUUUUGGGUAGUUUUAAAUAUUUAGGAAGAGUCUCAAGGUAUAUAUGGCAUGACUCACAAUUACAAUGUAAAGUGGUCAAUAUUAUAUUUGUAUACAUAUGUAUUAAAUAAGUGUGUAAUUUUUCUGAUGUCUUUUAUGGUCACAUAAUGUAGACAGAAAAUAUUCUCGAAAAGUAAAUUAUGGCAGAUUCAAUUGUUCAAGAUAAUACUUCUGAUAUUAUUCUGAACUAUAUACUUUUAUUUUACAAGAUCAGCUAAUAGUUUUAUUUACCAAGUUUCCAAGAUAACAAAACAACAGCCACGUAUUGUCGUUGGGUUUGGCCCUUGUAAGAUUUGAUAUAUACUGGGUGACCCCCAAAAAAUUACCUCUCGAAAAAGAAGAAAAUUACUUAACACAUGAACUUCUGUUUGUGUAUGAUUCAUUAAUCUAGGAAGCUUAAAAUAUUUUCUCGCUAAAUUAUGUUCCAAAUUACCUAGGUUCUGUUUUUGUGGUCACUCUUUAUGGAUUUCUAACAUGUCAGUUAUUGCUUUUAUUCAAAUUUAAGAAAGAUAAAAAAAUUCAAAUAAAAGAAAUUCAAAUAAAAAUUCAAUUCAAUGCUCGCAAUCUUUAUGUUAAAACCUGUUGUCGAAGAUAUUUUCAUUUUUCAAUUGUACUAAAUGUACAUAUUAAUGUUUAUGAAUUUCGCACUUUUUUAAUUUCCUUUAUUCCUAUUGCUAUCAGAAAGUGAGCUAUAAUCAUUUUAUAUCUUUAGUUUCAAUGAUAAGUGAAAAAAUGUUUUUUUAAGUAUAUGGUGGGCAUGAUCUGAAUGUACCAGUUAGACGCAUUGAUAAGUCAAAAUUGAUAUUCAUUGUCAUUUAAAUUGAUAAAUAUUCUAGCAAAGCAGAACAUAUUUUUUUAAUUGUAAUAUUUACCGCCUAUGUUAAAUUGGGAAAAGUAUAUUCAUAAGUUCUUUCAAGGAUAAAAUAUUUCAACAAUGCUAGAGUUAAUUCAAUUAUUCAUAAUCUAAUUGUCAAAAAAUAAUGUCCACUUCAAUUGCAAUUAAAAAUGGACUGCUGGUAAUAUUUGUGUCUUUCGCACCAUAAUCAGAAAAUAUAUUUCUUGAAUAAUAUUUAACCAUUGUUGUUAAAUGCGUUAAGAAGUGCGGAGAAAAAAAAGAUAAUUUCCAUCCUAUAGAUUGCUCCCAUAUCCCAUCCUAUCUCAGGUUCAACUUUGACAAACAAAAACAAUAUUUUCUCAUGUUUUCUGUAAGUUGUGUUAUUUUUGCAUGAUUAGUGUAUUGUAGAGAUUUCAUGACUAUAAUAUUAUCACAUAGAUUUAUUUUAUAAUUUGCAGUCACCCAUUAUAGAUGAUCAUAAUAUUCUUGUGUUUUUUGUGAUUAUUUUUAUUAUUUUUUUCUGGUGAAGUUGAUAUAUACUAUUAUACUUUGUGUAUCAUUAAGGACAACUUUCAUGUGCUACAUUAGUUUUUGUCAAAUUUGAUAUAAAUAUGGUUAUGCUGCCUAAAAAUCCAUUUUAGAUAUUAUGAGAAAACGAAGAGUGGGUUUAACCACCUCUUUUAUUGGCAUCUUAAAUAGCCCCUAUUCAUUUUUCCAUAACUAAAUUAUAAUCCUAAAUUAUUUGUCGAAAUUUUCUGCUAUUAUUAUAAAAAUGGACGCUCCAGAAGUGUGUGUACCAAUAUGGCGGUAACUAAUUUUGUUCGCCUACUUUACAUCAAGUUGUGUGAAGGGACUGUAUUCUAUAGACAGGGGGUAUAUCCACUUGGUUAACACAGACAGUCCCCGAACUUGUAAUAAAACUAAAAUAAAGAAAAUCGAAAUAAAACCAUGGCCUAACCAUAACCUGGUACACACACUACGGUAUUACAGUAAAAAUGACCCCUACUUGAUUGUUAUGUAUUAUCCUCAAUAAUUGUAUUAUCGUAUAAUAUUAAAGUCUUUUCUUAUAUUCAUAAUCAAUAGUUUUAAUAUUGAUUUCGUCUUAUAAAUCGUGAAUUGCUUGAUUACUUUUUUAAUAAAAUGUAACAUUCU